Coniosporium apollinis CBS 100218 is the source of this 1620-nucleotide messenger RNA. RefSeq names its product alpha,alpha-trehalose-phosphate synthase. Gene Ontology annotation, cellular component: alpha,alpha-trehalose-phosphate synthase complex (UDP-forming); cytosol. The coding region runs from base 1 to 1620 and encodes 539 amino acids. Gene Ontology annotation, biological process: cellular response to heat; trehalose biosynthetic process. The record is from RefSeq and is a predicted model, not a curated record. Lineage: Eukaryota; Fungi; Ascomycota; Dothideomycetes. The transcript has 5 exons. Gene Ontology annotation, molecular function: alpha,alpha-trehalose-phosphate synthase (UDP-forming) activity.
AUGCCUGCCGCAGAUGCAGAUCCCAAGUCGGAGGGCCGACUCCUCCUCAUCUCCAAUCGCCUACCUAUCACGAUAAAGCGCUCGGAAGAGGGCAAAUAUGACUUCUCCAUGUCAUCCGGCGGUCUGGUCAGCGGCCUCAGUGGCCUAUCGAAGUCUACUACCUUCCAGUGGUAUGGCUGGCCAGGACUAGAAGUGCCCGAGAACGAGAUACAAACUCUGAAGGCUAGACUGAAAGAAGAGUACAAUGCGGUACCGGUCAUGCUGGACGAUGAGCUUGCGGACAGGCACUACAAUGGCUUCUCUAACUCCAUCCUAUGGCCCCUCUUCCACUACCACCCCGGUGAGAUCACCUUCGACGAGUCCGCCUGGAAUGCAUACACCGAGGCCAAUCGUCUGUUCGCAAAGGCCGUCGCGCAGGAUGUCCAGGACAACGACUUGGUCUGGGUACAUGACUACCACCUCAUGCUUCUCCCCGCCAUGCUGCGCGAGGAGAUUGGCAAGACUAGGAAAAACGUCAAGUUCGGCUUCUUCCUACACACACCAUUCCCGAGCAGUGAAAUCUACCGCAUCCUCCCCGUCCGCAACGAGAUACUCCUUGGCGUCCUCCACUGCGACCUUAUCGGAUUCCACACAUACGACUACGCAAGACACUUCCUCAGCAGCUGUUCCCGCAUACUUGGUCUUACGACAACACCAAAUGGCGUCGAGUUCCAAGGCAAGGUCGUGACCGUUGGCGCAUUCCCCAUUGGCAUUGAUCCCGAGAAAUUCGAGGAAGGCCUGAAGAAGCCCAAGGUCCAGGAGCGCAUUGCUACAUUGGAACGAAAGUUUCAAGGCGUCAAGCUCAUCGUCGGAGUCGACCGUCUGGAUUACAUCAAGGGCGUCCCUCAGAAACUCCACGCACUCGAAGUCUUCCUGACGGAGCAUCCAGAGUGGAUCGGCAAGGUCGUCCUAGUACAAGUCGCUGUUCCCAGUCGGCAAGAUGUCGAAGAGUACCAGAACCUGAGAGCUGUGGUCAACGAGCUAGUGGGACGGAUCAAUGGCAAAUUCGGAACCAUUGAGUUUAUGCCGAUUCACUUCAUGCACAAAUCCGUCUCGUUCGAUGAGCUCAUUGCUCUCUACGCCGUUUCGGACGUUUGCCUCGUCUCCUCGACCCGGGAUGGCAUGAACUUGGUCUCGUACGAGUACAUCGCCACGCAGGAAAAGCGCCACGGUGUCAUGAUCCUGUCGGAGUUCACGGGCGCGGCGCAGAGCCUCAACGGCAGCCUGAUCGUCAACCCCUGGAAUACCGAGGAGCUCGCGGAUGCGAUACAUGACUCUGUCACCAUGGGGGAUGAACAGCGCGCAAUCAACUACCAGAAGCUGGCGAGAUACGUCAAGAAGUACACCAGCGCGUGGUGGGGCAUGUCCUUCGUCAACGAACUCACUCGUAUAUCUGAGCAGGCGGACAAGAAGCUCAGAAUACGGCGCGAGAGCUCCGUUGCCGAACCGAAUGGCAAGGCUAGUGAGCAGCAAAAGCUCGAGGGAAAAGUCAAUGGGAAGGCCGAUACGUUGGCAAACGAGGCCGUUUCUCCGACCAUGGGCGCCAGUGAGGGCGACACGAGACCCAUGACUGCGCCUUGA